Messenger RNA from Neoarius graeffei (lesser salmon catfish), 3740 nucleotides. It is a transcript of the gene gcna, whose product is annotated as germ cell nuclear acidic peptidase. Bases 1369 to 3288 code for a protein of 639 amino acids. The transcript has 14 exons. Gene Ontology annotation, cellular component: nucleus. Lineage: Eukaryota; Metazoa; Chordata; Actinopteri; Siluriformes; Ariidae. The record is from RefSeq and is a predicted model, not a curated record.
GGAGCCCAGUACUCAAAGGCUGUUUGAAAGAGUUGCAGAGAAACUGGGCUGGGACAAACCUGGUGCUCUGGACCGAGCAGCAGACGAGAAUUUUUUUUUGGGCUUUUUUCACCUUUAUUGGAUAGGAGAGUGCAGAGACAGGAAAUGAGCUGGAGAGAGAGACGGGGAGGGAUCGGGAAAUGACCUCAGGUCGGAAUCGAACUCGGGUUCCCAGAUUCAUGUGAACUUGAAGUUUCACACUGGAGCACAUCUCCCUACCCUUGACUAUUCAUAUAACAGUAUGCAUCGUUUUAUUCCUGAUAUAAAACAUAUUCUAUCAGUUACAGUAGCCUCAACUCUGUAAUACAAAUCCAAGUGGAUUUUAGCUAGUACUGCAUCAUAUCAUGCUUUUUCAACACCUUCAACACCUCACUGGAUCAAGCCAAAGUCCCAUCAUGUUUCAAGACUCCCACCAUCAUCCCAGUGCCAAUAAAACCUCAAAUCACAUCACUUAAUGACUACCGGCCCGUCGCACUCACUCCCAUUAUGAUGAAGUGCUUUGAGAGGCUGGUAAAGGAGUUAUAUCACCUCCAGACUCCCUCCCACAUUCAACCCCUUCCAGUUUGCCUACCGGCCAAACCGCUCCACUGAAGACACCAUCUCCUCCGCUCUUCACCUGAGCCUUGCACACCUGGAGGAGAAGAACACUUGUGCGGAUGCUGUUCCUGGACUUCAGUUCAGCAUUGAAUACUAUAAUUCCACAGCAUCUGGUGAACAAACUGGGUCCCCUGGGCUUCAGCACCCCCCUGUGCAACUGGCUGCUAGACUUCCUCACUGAAAGACCACAGUCAGUACGGGUCAGACAGAACACUUCCAGUGUCAUCACUCUCAGCACAGGCUCCCCUCAGGGCUGUGUCCUGAGCCCUCUGCUGUUCAUGGUGAUGACACAUGACUGUGUCCCCAGGGCUACCAGCAACCACAUUGUGAAGUUUGCGGACGACACAACAGUGAUGGGCCUCAUUAGGGACUAUAACGACCUGGCCUAUAGAGAGGAGGUGGAGCAGCUGGUGGGCUGGUGCAGGGAAAACAACCUGAUCCUGAAUGUGGACAAAACCAAAGAGAUCAUUGUUGACUUCAGGAAAAACCAGCCCAGCCACGCUCCACUUCUCAUCAACAAUAUGGCCGUGGAGGUGGUCAAUAGAGAUCUUGCAGUCAUGUGACUGGAAAGUACACAGCCGCCAUCUUGUCGGUCAACAGCACAGCUGAAUAUUACUGCACUCGUGUACAGAAUGGAUCAAUUUCAACCGACGGACUACACGGCUCAUUUUUCUAAUGAACAGAUAACUAGAUAUAUGUCUAAAAUAAACGGUCUACAGAUUAGUGACCCUUAUGGCUUACCGGACGGAGUUUUCACGACCGUGUCAGUGGAUAUGGAACUGCCAGAGGUGGAAUACCCGGACGUGUAUAAUUACCUCAUCAACUUUCCCUCGCUGUUCAGUGGUGAAGCACUGCGUUCUUAUAAAUCUCUGGACAGUUAUCUUUACAGGAAUUCAGGAUUUGUCAGCGACUCAGAUGUGGCAUCUUGUAAACAAGAAAAUGAUCCUCACUGGAUGGUUGAGAAAAAGUUUGAAAAGCAGACGUGAUGCUGUUGGCAGCUGUGAUACCAAGGCUGCUGAGAGGAAAGAGUCUUUGUUUCUGUCAGACAGUGACGGCUCCGACAAGGAGAAUCGGCACAGAAAGAAAAACGUUCCCUCAAGUGAAGCGCUGCUGGACUCCAGUGAUGAAGACUUUAAUCAAAUUCUUGCAACAAAGGCUACACCCAAACCUGCUCCUAGGCAAAUCUCAUCUGUCAAGAAAACAAGGGAACCAGUUCCGAUUUUGUCAUCAGAUAGUGAUGAUGGCUUUGAAAACUUUUUGAGACGGGUGAAAACCCCGAAGGCUCAACCGAGGUCUCAGUCUGUGAUUGAUGGUGAUGACAGCCUUAAAAAUUUCAUAGUGGACGACUUGUCUUCUGAUGAUGAUGAUGAUUUUGUUGUGGAGAAGAAGCCGUCCAUUUCGAAAGCCAAAUUGAGGACUCCCAAGUCUAACCUGAAGUCAGAGAGGCAGCGUCUCUCUCAGUUCGACUCCCCAGUGUUCCUCAGUGACUCGGAUGACGACAGCGACGUAUUCAUCAAGACUCAGCACCGUCGCCUAUCCUCGCAGGAAAAGGAUGCUCUGGCUAAAGAAAAUAAACCCAGAAAUGCCCUGUGCUGUCCCUCUCUUCUUGCUUCUGUUCACAUGCCCACGCCCUCUUCAGCUCCGCCUACACACAGCGGAUGGCACGAGGACACGGGCAGCUCUGAGGAUGAGUUCCAGUCCUUACUGGACCGCAUCAAGAAAAAACAAAAUUUGGGAAACAGUAGCGCACACGCUUCUCCUAAACCUCCAGAGCCCAAAGCUGCAGCAGCCUGUGUGACUCCAUCUGUGAAAACAACACAAAAGGACCGUGAUAGAGUGACAGUAAAAGCGUCCCGGGUGCCCAGAACUCCAGUGCAGCUCCCUAUCAGCAGACCUGUGAGUCAGACGGAGCCCAGAGCAGGUCACAGCAGCAGAGUGGCUGUGUGUAAAACACCAGGCUGUUUCCUGCAGUCUCUGUCUUUUCCCGAGUCUGUGUACUGCCGCAACUUCAAGCAGAACAAGGAGGAGCUUACCAGCAAACUCUACCAGCUCUAUAACACUACUGUGUUUGAGAGCAAGCUGCCCACUGACAUGUCAAUCAAAUGGAAUACAAAGAUGAGGAAGACAGCAGGAUAUUGCAUCACUGGGCAGGAAAGGGUCAAUGGUGUACGAUACGCCCGUAUUGAAUUGUCAGUCAAAGUGUGUGACUCUGCAGAUCGGUUAAGGGACACACUUAUUCAUGAAAUGUGCCAUGCAGCAACAUGGCUGAUGAACAACGUGCGGGACGGCCAUGGACCUUUCUGGAAGGUCUAUGCACGCAAAGCCACCCUGGUUCAUCCUGAGCUGCCCAUGGUGACCCGCUGCCACAGCUACGACAUCAAUUAUAAAUACCAGUACCAGUGCAACCGCUGCAAAAACACGAUUGGCCGUCACUCAAAGUCUCUGGACACGGAGAGGUUUGUGUGUGCACUGUGCACAGGGCAGCUUGUCCUGCUCACUCCAUCUAAUUCACGUGGCCCCACACCUUUCGCCACAUUUGUGAAGGAAAAUUAUGGUACGGUACGCCAGGAGCUGGCUGGCCAGAGUCACGCUGAGGUGAUGAGAAAGCUCAGUGCAGACUUUGCUAGCAAGACACACCUCAGCCAGAGCUGAACUGUGUGCUGUUGAUUGAACUGGACAACAAGAGUGCUGCUCCAGGCUCUGGUUUUCCUCCACUAUUCAGUAUGCAGGUGAUAGAAAUGACCCCAAAUCAGCAUCUUUACUGUUCUUUUAUACCCCAGCUGAAACUGUUUGGGCAUUAUGUUUCAAAUUCUUCUGCUUUCAAAGACAAAGUGAAUUAGCAUGGUGAAGUUAUACAAGGAAAUGCUUUUGAAAACUGUGAAGCAUGCCUCUGGUUUACACAUUUCAGCGUGUUUUAUUCAUCUCAAGGUAUAUUGUCUGUCUGAAUGUGUCCCCUUGCUGUGAAAUAUUUGAUAAAUUUUACGAGUUCUGUAUUUUUUUUUCGGUCCUUGAAUCUUUAGGUUUUUUGUAUGUUUGAAUAAAAUAUUUUUCAUACCUCUGAAAUAAAUGCUCAUAUGCUAAUUUUGCAAAGUAAAAUAAUGGCU